CCUAGUCUUCUUAUUCUUCCUUUACUUUUCUUCUUCCAAUUCUUCCUUUCUUUCCUUUUUUUCUUAUUCUCUCUUUUUUCCCUUAAAAAACUGCAACCUUUCAUCAUCAUCAAUCACAACACCCCCACCCCCUGAAAGUGUCACUCAUAGUGGAAGGAGGCUGCAUGGCUUUAUCAUUAUCAUCGCCUCUAAUUUCAUAGAGACUAGGGUUAAAAGUGUCUGAAAUUCCAGAGAGAAGAUACAAAUUCUCUAAAUCUAUGAAAACACAUAGAUCUAGGGUUGCUAAUGAAACGAAAGAAGAGGAACGAAAAUCUGAGAGAGCGAUGAUAGUGAGAAGAUGAAGGGUGUGAGAGCGACUCCAUCACAGAUUCACAGCAAGCAAGUGAUGAUAGUGAAAAUGGAGGAGAAAGAUCUACUCUGUAGCCCCUGAAUUAAAGUAGGCAAUAUAUAACUUUUAAGUGGGGUCGCCGUCGGUGUAAAAAGCAGAGCGAAAUGGCCGAGGCGGGUGCCGGAUUGGAAUUGGCGGCGAUGCUCGUGGAGGAGCUACGGCGGGGGAGAGAGUGGGCAGUCCAGCUGCAAGCCGGCGGCGGCGGCCAGAUUAAUAUUAAUAAUAAUAAUAAUAAUAAUGAUGAUGAUGAAGAAGAAUUAAUAUUAUUCUCGUACCCACAACUGCAGCGGCUGCUCCAGAAGAUCAUCUCUUCCCUUGAAAAAUCCAUCACACUUCUCAAUUCCAACUUCAACCUUCCCACUCAUCAUCAUCAUCAUCAUCAUCAUCAAGACAAAGACACUAUUGCCCCUCUCCCUCCUCCUCCCAUCCCCAACAACAUCAACAACAACAAUUCUAGUCCUCUUCUCGCGACGGCUUCAAGUUCAACUCCUCCACCUACUCUUGAAGUCUCAUACGAGGGCGAUUCUCCAAAGCUCGGGGGCCGCGGCGUCUUCAAGAAAAGAAAAACUUCGGGGAGCCAACAAGUUCGGGUUUGCUCGGCAACGGGAUUGGGGGGCGGGCUUGAUGAUGGGCAUAGUUGGAGAAAGUACGGCCAGAAAGAUAUUCUAGGGGCCAACCAUCCUAGGGCAUAUUACAGGUGCACACAUCGAUACAUGCAGGGCUGCAUGGCUAAAAAGCACAUUCAAAGGUCCGAUGCAGACCCUUCCAUUUUCGAGGUCACGUACAAAGGAACCCACACCUGCACUUCUUCUUCUUCUUCUUCUUCUUCAAUCUCUGCCGAAAGCCGGAGCCCAAACGGCGCCCAACAACUUCUGCAUCAGCUGCAGAAACAGGAUGAAAAACAACAUGGCUUGCUGCUGCUGGUAAACAGCCAUGGACCCACUGAAACUGACCUUGAUGAUGGGAACAUUGCAAGUGGUGAUGAUAUCUUCCCCACCUUUGUCUCCCCAGCAUCGUCCGACGACGACUCCUUCAUGAACUUUUCCUUUUUGUUUGAUCAGAACGACAACGACUACUGUUUUGAAGAGCUGACCCAAUUCACGGGCAGGUCCGAAUCUGAUUCUUCCAACAACUCCCCUUUCGCGGAUUGGCAUUUGCCCGCCGCAGCAGCAGCAGCAGCUGAUGAUGAUGAUCAUCAUCAAGUACUGAAUCUUGAUGCAAUUGACAUCUGGGAGUACUUCUCCUAGCUGAUGCAUCUGAAUAUGCUAAUUAAUAUAUACAGAGUAAUGAAUUAAAGCUAGAGAGGAUCAAAUAAGGGCAGAUUAGGGGCUCAUCAUUUUCAUUGUGCUGUCUCCUUAAUUAUAUUCUUUAUAUUGUUUUGCUUCUGUAAGUUCAUCAGGUUUGUAAACAUCUGCCUCGAACAAUUUCAGUUUCGAAUCUGCAUUUGGAAGCUCCUUCAGAAGCCCCACCUUCGUCGGAUCUCCUACAAACACCAAACUUUACAAUAUUUGAAAAACAAAAACCAAUUCUUGAACAACAAGUCCCACACUUUGCAAUGGGAUCAAUCCGUAACAAGAUUUGAUAUUGGUUAUAGGCACGUCAAAGCUAAGAAUUUGUACUGGGAGUUGUAAUAAUAUAACUCACCGAGAUUCCUGAGAGUUGCAUGGACAGUGUAGCCUCUGUGUAACAAGGAUCUUAUGAGGAA
This is a messenger RNA of Cuscuta campestris, 2093 nucleotides long. NCBI's taxonomy places the organism in Eukaryota, Viridiplantae, Streptophyta, Magnoliopsida, Solanales, Convolvulaceae. The record is from the annotation of a GenBank genome assembly.